CUCAUUUAAUAAAAUAAAAAGUGACGCAUUUAUAAAAUCCUCAAGGGAACCUCUGUUCACGACUACCAUCGACGACGUGAUAUUGCUGGUGUUGUGAUUUUGAAUCUGAAUGUUCAACAACAAAAAUGGAUUGGGGAAGUGUAACAACGGAGGAUCUGAUGGACGCUUUGAGAGAGGUUGAUUGGUCAUCUCCACCUCGACCUUUUUCUGAAUUCUUCUCUAGAUUCACUAUUCCUCGAUCUUAUGCUAAAUGGAACAGUCGCCUCAAAUGCAAUCUUUAUUACUACAGGACAAACUACUUUAUCAUGAUUAUUGUCAUUCUUGGCCUAGGAUUUCUUAGGAGGCCACUUGCAAUUAUUGCUGCUGCCUUGACAGCUCUUAGCAUUGCUUUCCUGAAUGACAGCUUUGCAAGUACAUUUAGUGAGAAGGUAACAAGAACUGUGAGGCGGUUUUCUCCACACAUGGCUGCAAAAAUGAGGCCUCCUCUUACGCCUGUCAUCCGUGGACGACCUUCAGCUAAAAGGGAAAUAUUUAUUUGUGGACGGCCUCGUUGGGUUUUCGUGUUGAUUUUCUCUAGUGUGAGUUUCUUUCUUUGGUUUGCUUCAUGUGGCCUACUCAUUGUUCUAUGGGCAUUUGCAAUUGGACUUUUAGCAACUGUGCUCCAUGCAAGCUUUAGGACUCCCAACUUGAAAGCACGCCUGAAUACAUUCCGUGAAGAAUUUCGUGCAGUCUGGAGAAACUACAGUGAGUUGUAGGUUUCGAGCUGUGCAUAAAUGGAUCGCGGCGUCGAUUGAAAAAGCUUACUAUGGUCAUGAACAAUGGCAUCCAACUGCUGCAAACUAAUGCUUGUCUGGUUUGCUCGGGCUGAUGACCUGUUGUAUUGUAAAUUUGUCUUGAACGUCAAAUCUUUCGGGAUACAAACUAAAUUGUGUAAAUUCUACGUCAAAUGGUCCAUGCUAUACAGUUUACUGGAAAUAAUUUUUCAUUUUCCUUUGUUGGAUUUGUAAACGUUAGAAAAUAUUACCCUUUCGCAAGGGAGGCUAAUUUUUUUAUCCUUUGACCUUUAACAUUUAUCAUAUUACCUUAUUUCUCUCAAA
Amaranthus tricolor (Joseph's coat) is the source of this 1097-nucleotide messenger RNA. RefSeq names its product PRA1 family protein A1-like. Lineage: Eukaryota; Viridiplantae; Streptophyta; Magnoliopsida; Caryophyllales; Amaranthaceae. The record is from RefSeq and is a predicted model, not a curated record. Bases 126 to 755 code for a protein of 209 amino acids. Gene Ontology annotation, cellular component: membrane. The transcript is spliced from 9 exons.